CGGAUAGCAUAGACCGUUAUCUCGCCGUGAAGGGGGAAAAAAAUCAAGUUCGUUCGCAAUUUCACAAUGGAUUGUUUGAUUGUCUCUCUCGGCCAAUGGGAGGCGAGGCAAUUAACAUCCCAACACCGAUUGAUUUAAAACAAAACUGUGGAGCUGGGGUGUUGUGAGACGGCCAUUUGAAGGUGAAGUAGGUGGUGAACUCGAGCCUCAAUGGACUACAGUUGAUGGGUAUCUCGCACACAGGCUUCUAUUUCUGUACAGGUUUGCUUCCACACAGCGUGAAGAGAAACUUUCGGGAUUGAUUUUCACCCUUUAAGGAAUUGCUCAAAGAACGCUGGCGUUUGGACAUUUUCUUGCCACCCUCAAGUGUUCAGGACAGGCCGUUCAGAAACGAUGUUCUAUCUUGCGUAAUGGGUAUAUAGACGGUGUAGACUGCAAGCGUGUCAUUGACUAUAACCAAGUGCCUGAACCACAUUGUCUGAGAUUCAAAUCAAGGAGAAUGUCGGAGCGAUCUCAGAGCCCUCUUUCUGAUUGCAACAGCCGGCCGGAUGACUUCAGCCGACCCAUGUACGCCCAGGCCUUAAGUCAAGAAGUGUUUGGAGGCACGUCGCUCCAGAUCCCUCACGGCGUUCUACAGCACCACAGUCUUCUAUUCAACAAGACUGCAUACAAUGGGUUGCCUCCAACACCUCAAACCUUUUUCCAAUUCCCACCAGUCGGUGGUGACUAUAGGGCCUCCGAUUUACAAACCGGUGACUUUUGCCAACCCAAACACUGGUAUCCCAUCGCCGCUCCCGAAUACACCGGCCAAGUUCCGAGGGUUGCAGUGACUACGCAGGCCACAAACCUGAGCCCACCCAUUGCCGAAGCCAGGGACCAAAUCAAAAUGCCUGAUAUAAAGAUUGAGAAGGAUGUCAAUGACGAGUAUAAGGUAAAGAUUCAACAGUAUCCAACUCCGUCGUCCGCUGUGCCUCACGGGGUUUACUACUCGACCCCAUGGACCCCCUCGUUUUGGCCCGGCCUUCCCCACAUCACUGCUGAGAGUUCCAAUAUUCAAAACCUCAACUCCAUACCCUCAACAUCGUCUUCAACAUCCCCAUCGCUCUCGCCGUCACCCCCCAGUAAUGGGUUACCCGGGAUCACGUUCAACGGAAGCGCAAGCCAAGGUGCCCAAGCGCCCCAGGCGCAAACUCAAAGCAAUGGAUCCGCCAGCACCAGCGGUGGGUGCAGCGACUCGGAGGAAGAGAACCCUUCAACUGAGGAGCUGGAACAGUUCGCCAAGGAGCUGAAGCACACGCGUAUAACACUGGGUUUCACACAAGCAGAUGUAGGAAUGGCUCUAGGCAACCUUUAUGGCAAGAUGUUCAGCCAGACUACAAUCUGUCGUUUCGAAGCCCUCCAGCUCAGCUUCAAGAAUAUGUGCAAGCUGAAGCCCCUGCUUCGGAGAUGGCUGAAUGAGGCUGAGACCUCUGACAACCCCCAGGAUAUGUACAAGAUCGAGCGGGUGUUUGUGGACACCAGGAAGAGGAAGCGGCGGACCAGUCUGGAGGGUUCGGUGCGCACGGCUCUAGAAUCCUACUUUGUCAAGUGCCCCAAGCCCAACACCCAGGACAUCACACACAUUGCAGAUGACCUGUGUCUGGAGAGAGAUGUGGUGCGUGUGUGGUUCUGUAACCGCAGACAGAAGGGCAAGCGCCUGGCCCUCCCUUUCGACGAGGAGUGUGAAGAACAGUACUACGAGCAGAGUCCACCUCCCCCGCAUAUGACCCAAUCCCCCCUCCCUGGGCAGGGGUACCACCUAUCCAGCCACACCGGGGCCCCCACUUUCUACAUGCCCCCCCUCCAGAGGCCAGAAGACUUUAAGCAGGCCCUGCACCCUGGACUGGUGGGUCACCUGAACAGCUAAAUGUGUUCCAGUUCUCUAAACCAGCUCUGGCCAUAUGGCCUCCCAUUCCCACCCAACAUACAGUGGGGAGAACAAGUAUUUUAUACACUGCCGAUUUUGCAGGCUUUCCUACUUACAAAGCAUGUAGAGGCCUGUCAUUUUUAUCAUAGGUACACUUCAACUGCGAGAGACGGGAUCUAAAUCCAAAAUCCAGAAAAUCACAUUGUAUGAUUUUUAAAUAUUUAAUUUGCAUUUUAUUGCGUGACAUAAGUAUUUGAUAUAUCAGAAAAGCAGAACUUAAUAUUUGGUACAGAAACAUUUGUUUGCAAUUACAGAGAUCAUACAUUUCCUGUAGUUCUUGACCAGGUUUGCGUACACUGCAGCAGGGAUUUUGGCCCACUCCUCCAUACAGACUUUCUCCAGAUCCUUCAUGUUUCGGGGCUGUCGCUGGGCAAUACGGACUUUCAGCUCCCUCCAAAGAUGUUCUAUUGGGUUCAGGUCUGGAGACUGGCUAGGCCACUCCAGGACCUUGAGAUGCUUCUUUACGGAGCCACUCCUUAGUUGCCCUGGCUGUGUGUUUCGGGUUGUUGUCAUGCUGGAAGACCCAGCCACGACCCAUCUUCAAUGCUCUUACUGAGGGAAGGCCGAGGGUGAUUGACCGUCAUCUUGAACUUCUUCCAUUUUCUAGUAAUUGCGCCAACAGUUGUUGCCUUCUCACGAGCUGCUUGCCUAUUGUCCUGUAGCCCAUCCCAGCCGUGUGCAGGUCUACAAUUUUAUCCCUGAUGUCCUUACACAGCUCCCUGGUCUUGGCCAUUGUGGAGCGGUUGGAGUCUGUUUGAUUGAGUGUGUGGACAGGUGUCUUUUAUACAGGUAAUGAGUGGAGAACAGGAGGGCUUCUUAAAGAAAAACUAACAGGUCUGUGAGAGCCGGAAUUCUUACUGGUUGGUAGGUGAUGCAAAUUAAUUACUUAAAUCAUACAAUGUGAUUUUCUGGAUUUCUGUUUUAGAUUUAGUCUCUCACAGUUGAAGUGUACCUAUGAUAAAAAUACAGACCUCUACAUGCUUUGUAAGUAGCAAAACCUGCCGAUUUCACAGGUUAUCAAAUACUUGUUCUCCCCACUGUAGCUAUUUUCUACCUCUUCAUUCCACCAGUCCCUUGGCUCUGAAUAUCUGCGGUGAGAUUGUUUUUGCACAAAGUUGUCUGACCUUUUUUUAAUAUUUUAAAAAUGAGAUUUUUUUCCCCCCUUUAUCUUGCAUAUCCUUGUGUUGUCUUGUUGCAGUUCGUCCAGAGGUUAUCUAUUAGGUCUUACAUACAAUUUCUUUAAAUAUUCUUUGCAGUCUUGUCCAGAAGGUAUACUCUCUUAGUGGAAGUAUGAUACAAAUACAUUUUUUGAUUUGUCUUUAAAAAAUCUUGCUAUGUUUGUUAUCCAUGCCUGUAUUGCAUAUGUUGACUAACUGUUUUUAAUCUAAUGGUAGCCAUUGCGGUAAAGGGAUUAACCAAAGUGGUACUUAUCAUGUUAACAUCAGGGACCUGUAUUGUUAAUGGUUGUCACUGUUACAGAGCUGAUUACAUCACCACUCUUAUACAAAGACUCUGAAAUGGCCACCCAGCGCAGGCACAAUCUAGUGCCUUGUUGUGUAGUUGAAGUAAUUUCAUCUUCUAUGUGACUCCAAUCUCUUGGCUAAAGUUUACACAAUUCCAUGUUUAUAAAUAAAAGCAUAUUUGAUCAUUUUA
Molecule: messenger RNA, 3619 nt
Organism: Oncorhynchus nerka (sockeye salmon)
Lineage: Eukaryota; Metazoa; Chordata; Actinopteri; Salmoniformes; Salmonidae
Product: POU domain, class 5, transcription factor 1-like
Exons: 5
Coding region: 500-1906 (468 amino acids)
Biological process (GO): regulation of transcription by RNA polymerase II
Molecular function (GO): RNA polymerase II cis-regulatory region sequence-specific DNA binding; DNA-binding transcription factor activity, RNA polymerase II-specific
Source: RefSeq, a predicted model, not a curated record